This is a messenger RNA of Coniosporium apollinis CBS 100218, 2448 nucleotides long. RefSeq lists its product as uncharacterized. Bases 1 to 2448 code for a protein of 815 amino acids. Lineage: Eukaryota; Fungi; Ascomycota; Dothideomycetes. The record is from RefSeq and is a predicted model, not a curated record. The transcript has a single exon.
AUGCAGCAGGUCCUCGAAGCUCGGCAGAUCGUUCCUCCAUUGGAAGUCUCAUACGCAGUGCCAGCAGGCGCAGAGGAGCUUCUCCAAAGCGCCACAGAGGUGAACACGCCGAGCAUCGCAAACACGCCCGAUUUACGAGGGCUGGACCAGGCGUUCCAGGAGACCAAGACGCUUACGGAUCUGCUCGCUCAGAGAGUUGCGUCUGCACAACCUUAUGAGCGCCAGAGCCCCGCUGGAGUAAUCGAGGCAGACAAGGCGCUCCAGGACCGAGCACGCACCCUCGCACCGGACAAUCGCCUUGCAGAGGAUUCGCUCUACGCUGCAUUGAGAAGUGUACCGCCAGCUUUGCAGCGGCUGUUACCAUACCUCGGCUCGAUUCAGAACCUCUUGACGGACAAACCCAGCGUCGCAACAGCACUCAGAAACCUGGCAACCCGAGUAGACCUCCUAGAGAACGCGUCAUUUUCGUACGUUCCGGGUGACGAGUUCAACGACAAGCACGACUUCAUGGACGGCCGCGUUACUGAGCUAGAAGGCCGCAUGGAUGAUCACGAUAAACUGCUUACGACGAUCGACGCGGCCCGAAGCGAACGAGGCCAUCUAUUCUUACGGCGCAAACCACACGUCGCGACAGAAGGUGGUUCAUUCGCGUCCAACGGAUCCUUUCGCAGUAAUGCCUCGUUGCAGUCAGCUACUUCUUCUGCCCUCAUAGCAGCUGCCAUAGACAGAUCUGAGGCGGAAGCGAGGCUCAAGAGUAUUGAAGAGCGCCUGAGCAAUUUGGAGGCCGUCGCUCCCCCCUCAUAUACUGAUCCAUGGGAGAUUGAAGUUGUGUUCCUCCCCUGGGGUCGGGAUCUGAAGGGUAUCUGGUUUUCUCCUGACGACCCGUUAACACAUGGCUCGCGCAGCACGACCCAGGAGUCGGAGGAGUGGACGCAAAGUCGGCCGUUCAGAGCUUCUGUCCCACUAGAGCAAGCCGGACACAGCGGCUGGAGCGAGAAGGCCAUACAGGACUGGACUGAUACUGCUGAUGAGUGGCUGUCACCGAGGGCCUGCGGGCCCAACAGUGUCGCAUACAAGCGAUUACGCAGUCGAGGAUUCGUCCGGAACAUCACUCUCGCAUCGCCAGGUGCACGGCAACUGCAGACAACAAUCCUGGCGUCCUUCGGUGAUCAUCUCAACAUUAUAUCCAGAAGCCCAAAGGACAUCGAGGACUCCGAACUGCCCGAUGCGGGAUCCAAUCAGACCACCUAUCUUGGCCUUCGAGCACCUUUCAUACCUCUGCGCAAAGUCCACAAGUCAUCGCGACUACGCUUCCUCACUCCAGCGGAGAUGUUGACGCCCGCCGUCUGGACCGCUGAAUUUCUGGCCUCAAGCGUGCUUAUGCGGGCCGCGCGUGGGCAGAAACGGCUAUUUGUCACACAUCGAGAUGCCUACCUGCAACACAGCGGAGGCGAUACUAUGGCCUGGAACUGGCAGAAGUUGAGGGAGCAACCUCGCAGGUCUUCAGAGCAGAACGAACACAACAUCAAUUCUACCCACGUUGGCGAAGGAGACGCCAAGGAGGCUUGCUGGGCGUACCAUCCCGGACUGGACCUUCCGCCGAGCGCCAACUCAUCCUUCGCAUCAAAUGCGAGCGUGCACAGUGCCCGCAGCGCCCCGGAGCAGGGCUCGUCCCGAUCUUCCAGGAAUCUCUCGUUGCACCCUGCAGCCAUGACUCUGUCCGCCUCUCAGCCGUCCACGAACACGCCCUACCUCCAGCCGAUUACUCCGCUCUCCGAACUGCCACCAAGACGGCCAGCCCAACUGCAACGAACCCGCACGCUCUCCAUCCCACCCAGCGACUCGGACGCCUUCGCCACCCUCCCCGCGCACCAGCCAAAGCGGCGCAUCCAGUCGCGCGAGCCUUCAUUGGCACCGCAAUCCUCGACCAACAUCGCCUCCCUCUCCAAAACCCGCCACAAGCGCCGCAGGACGCACUCCCCCGCGGUGCUCAUCCCGCGCAAAGCCAGCAACGAGGACUCCGCCUACGCCUACGGCUCGCGCUUCACGCCGCGCCGCUCCAAAGAACCGCCCUCCCCGUUCUGCUCGUCGCACCCGGACGUCCGCGUCCCGUCGGACGGCGGGAGCAGGAGCCAGGUCACGGCGCCGCCGAAGAGCGGCGGGACGCCGUUUGCGUAUGCGACGCCGCAUAGUGGGCCCGUCGCUCCGAUGCAUUAUGUGGACGGCGGCGACACGGAGCCGGACAGCGACAACGAUCGUGCGGAGGAGUGGAAAGGCUUUAAGGACGAGGAGGAGGAGGUGGCGCGGGGCCGGCAUGGGCGAGUGCGCGGUGAGAGCGGGGAGGAGGCUGGGAUGGGGGGAGAUGAGCUUGAUGAGGAUGGGUUUUCGGAUGAGGAGGAGGGUGGGGAGAGUGAUCUUUAUGAAGAGAUGGAUGAGGACGACGGCUGA